Mya arenaria is the source of this 1793-nucleotide messenger RNA. Its product is annotated as neo-calmodulin-like. Lineage: Eukaryota; Metazoa; Mollusca; Bivalvia; Myida; Myidae. Gene Ontology annotation, molecular function: enzyme regulator activity; calcium ion binding. The coding region runs from base 383 to 1039 and encodes 218 amino acids. The transcript has 6 exons. The record is from RefSeq and is a predicted model, not a curated record.
AUGAAAAUCAUGAUUAUAUGAAGGCUUAGGAAAUAUUUUCAAGUAAAUAAAUAAAAGUGAGAAAAAAAUGUAAAGGAUUUAUGGUAUCAUUUUAUUGAAAUAAAAAAAAAAAGAAUUUAAAAGCGUGUCCCACUUUGUGCGCUAUUGUAAGAGGAACGAUUGAUUUGUAAAAUUAUAGCAAAGUUGUUAUUGUUGACAACAAAGAUUGCUAGACAUAUUGUAGUAUACUCAGUGGCAUUUUAAAAUAAACGGAGUUAAUGGUACAAAGAAAUAAUAGUUAAAAGACGGAAUUGUGAUGUUAUUAAUCUUUGCUUAGAAAGACGAACACAAGGCCGAAAAAGUUUUUUUAAGAAACACUUGUUAACCACUGAACACUGAUAAUAUGGCAGAACGCAUUGGCGGUGAUGGUGAAGAUACAACUGAUGAUAUUGGUCUGGAGUUUCAAAUGUUUAAAGAGAGACUGUCAAAGAGAUAUUCGAAUGGCACUGGGUCGGCUUCAAAUGUGCAAGAGAAAUCGGGCACCGGGCGCCGACGAUCAUCGGUUAUGAUCGAGUAUUUCCGGCAGAAUUACAUGGGAAUCGAGGUAGGAGAAAUAACAGAUCAACACCUAAAAGAUAUUCGGGACACUUUCAACCUGCUGGACACAGACCACGAUGGGAAACUGACCAAGUCCGAACUCGCAAAGCUUCUCAGAUACACCGGAAGUCUCAAAUCGGAAGCGGAAAUGGAGGAAAUCCUAGCGCCAAUUGAUACAGACCACAAUGGCUCUAUAGACUACGAUGAGUUUAAGAAAUAUAUCAUUGAAAAGGGCAUAUUGAAAUCGUUGGCUGACGAGGUUUGCUAUGAGAUGCAGGACGCCUUUAAUGUGUUUGAUAGAGACAAGAACGGAUAUAUCGAUAAGGAGGAGUUGAAAAGGGUGCUCACACAAGUUGGGGACAAAAUGCCGGAAGCAUUAGCCGACGAGUUCAUAAAGGAGGCGGAUUUAAAUGGUGAUGGCAAGAUAGAUUAUGCUGAAUUCUGCAAACACAUGGGCUACUAGACGCAAUGGAAAAAUAUGAAACAUUAACAUUAUUGCAAAAGAGGGUGGCGUACACAGAACAUGCGUUUCAAAUUUCCUUAUACUUACUACCAAAGAUGCACAUGUGCACAUCAAUGAAAAUUUACCCUGUGUAUGCAAUGUGGUUAAUUGUCAAGUAACACGACCACAAGUCUAAUACCACCAAGUCAUAUGUUUUAUGACGAUAAACGAUAAUGGAGUGCAUCAGCAACAGAUAAACGAAUAGCGGUGAAAACAAGAACAUUACUCUAAGCUUUUAUACAUAUUCACAAACAUCCUUGUCCUGUAGGCCUUUAAUGGUUUAUUGCUACUAGCAAUUUCAAUUAAAAAGGGGCUUAGAAAUGAUAGAAAGAAAACUUUAGGACGUCAAAUACGGUAAAUGGUUAAGGAUGUUUCCAUAAAAAUACUAAGCAGCAACACAAAUAUACCACCGGCUUUGAGGUAGUUUCUACCAGAUGAAGUAGGCAACCAAGUUAUGAAUCAACAAAGUUGUGACAUUUAAUAAUGACUUUUGUAAAUGGGAGUGGUAUGUUGUGCCACACCAAUUAGUUUUUGUUCUAGGAAUGUUGGCCCAAAAAGGAAGCCAGUGAAUUGAUUUGAUUUAAAAUUUAGAGAACUAGCAAAACAGAGUUUGAUUUGUGUUUAAGUUUGUUUUUGCAUUGGUUUGUUAUUUGUUUCUGCCAUAAAAUGUAUAUGUAUAUCUGUAUAUGCAUUGCAUUUUAUUACAAUAAAAAAG